AUGUCAAAGAAGAGAAGGCUAUGUGUAUGGCCUCAACAAUUCUCCCCACAAGCAAGCAGUUCUGAUGAAACCCACAUAGAGCCCACAUCAUUCAGACCAUUUGUGAGGGAGGCAAAUGGAUUCAUUCCCAGUUAUACUGCAGCGCCUUCCAUGGAAGAGAUAAUUUCAUGUCUUCGUGGAAUUAGCUGUCCUUGUUUUCACGAGGGAGAUAUUGGCAACAUCAGCCCGAACUGGAAAAUCAGGAAGAAGGGAAAGGAUGAGGCAUCAACUUGA
Messenger RNA from Knipowitschia caucasica, 273 nucleotides. Lineage: Eukaryota; Metazoa; Chordata; Actinopteri; Gobiiformes; Gobiidae. The record is from the annotation of a GenBank genome assembly.